AUGGCUGAUGUCGAGAACGCUCCCGGGAUCAUCGCCCCUGCCAGCCCUGCUCCCUCCAACCCCCAAGAGACCUCUGAACCCGCCAGCCCCAUCGUAGCCGACGUCCACUCCGAGAGCCAGUCCGAGCUGCCUGCUCCCGUCGACCACACCACCGAGGCCGUGGACUACGACGACGUCGAGGCCGUUCCUUCCACAACUGCCCCUGAAGACGCAGGAGUCGUUGUUCCCGCCAGUCCCAGCAACAGCGCGACCUCUGCAAAGACCUCCAGCACUCCUGCCAGCCCUAGCAGCAAGCCUGGUGCUGCUGCCUCGGCCCCCUCCUCUGUCGCUGCCCGUCGUGCUGCUACCGCAGCUACCUUGGCUGCCAACAAGGCCAAGGCUACAGGCACUGCCAGGACCACCGCCAGACCAACAGGAACCACCUCCACUAGAACAGCGACCACGACCUCUCCUCGUACGCCCACCACCUCUGCCACUUCGCCUUCCACAGUCAGACGCACCACCACCCCAAGCACCGCGACCCCAACCACAACUACUUUACGAAGGACUGCUACCGCGACUCCCUCUACUACUACCACUCCUUCAACUGCAACUGCCCGUCGCACUCCCACCACUGCGACCGGAACGAGGACCACCCCAACAACUACAACUCGCACCGCUACAGCAACCGCAACUAGAACUCCCACCACCACCCGCACCCCUCUCAAGUCGACUACUGCCAGCCCUUCUACUACGCGCUCCACGGUCGUCAAGCCUACUCCUGCCUCUACUUCCCCUUCUGGAAUCAAGCGUGUUCCGACCACCUCUUCCACCGGUUCCGCCUCUGGCAGAGCUGGUACUCCCUCCAGAACUGGCUCCGUCACCUCUCCUCCCGGUAGCGUUCGCUCUGUCCGUUCAGCUGGACCUUCAGAGGCCUUGGAGUUGAAGAAGGAGCUGGCUGUCAUUCGUGAGAAGUACGAAGAGGCUUCGGCACAAUUGAAGGUCAAGGAGGAGGAGCUGACCAUCCUUCGCAACACAUUGGAGACAGGCUCCAACUCACACGCAGACACCGUCUCCAGCGAUGGUGGCGAGACGAUUGUUCCUGAGGUUGACCUCUCCAAGAUUGAAGCUCAGAGUCAGGCGUUGGUCGCAGAGGCCAUCGCUGGCAAGGAGCAGGAGAUCGCCACACUCAAGGGCGAGAUCGAAAGUCUUAGCAGCCUUGUUGAGAAACUGCGUGUGGAGCAUGAGGAAAAGAUCAAGGAGUUGAACCAUCAGCAAGCCGAGAAGAAUGCUGCCUCGGAGGCCGAGUUGAUCUCGCUUCACCAGGAACUGGAGGAGUACUCCAAGAAGUACGAGGAGGUUGCCGACCUUCGCCAGAAGCUCGAAGAGUCGCAGGCACUGCACUCGACCACCCUCGAAAAGCUGAACAGGAUCCACGAGGACAAGCUCCAGAGUCUCGAGAUUGAGCUCCAGGCUGCCAGACAGGAGCACUUGGGCGCCGACGAUGACAUCAACGUCAAGUAUGGCCAGGAUCUGGAGGACCUUCGCUUGAGUCACCAGGAGGAGUUGUCUCAGCUGUUGCUUGAUCAUGGUGACGAGGUCGAUACCCUCAAGGAUCGCUUUGAGCAAAAGCUUGAAGAGGUCAAGGAGACGGUUGAGAACGAUCUCCGUGAGCGUCACACCAAGGAGUUGAACAGCGUAUUGGCCGCACACACUGCUGCGCUGAACGACCGUGCAGGAGAAGAGUCGGGUGCCAUUGAAGCUCUCCAGGCCAAGCACGCUGCGGCCCUUGCUGAGUUGAAGGACCAGAUUGAUGCCGAGAACAAGGUUCACGUCGAGGCUGUCAAGCACCAAAUCCAGAAUGAGUCGACUACCGCUCAACAGGCACAUCAGGCACGCAUUGCCGAGCUGGAAGCUGAGUUGAAGACCCUCCAGGAGAAGUACAAUAGCGAGGUUUCAGACUUGAAGAAGAACUCUGGUGCUAGUACUGACUCCCUGAAAGCUGCUCACGACACCGAGCUUGAGUCCCUCAAGGCUCUCCAUGCUCACGAACUCAUUACCGUCGAAAACACCGUCAAGGGUAAGAUGCAGCUGGAGUUGGAUGCAGUUCAGGGCAAGUUCUCGGAGUUUGUGACUGAGGUGCAAAAGUCUCAGGAUGCCGAGAUCAAGAAGCUCGACACCAACUACGAGGCUCGUAUUGCAGAGUUGAUUGUCGAGCACGAGACCCGCGUCGCCGAGUUGCAGAAGGAGGCGAACGACCAAGUCCAGAGCGCCGUCGAGCAAGUGGAGAGCACAUUUGAGGGAGAUCGACAGGAGUUGAAUGCCAGCCACACCAAGGAGUUGGAUGACAUCAAGUCCCUCCACGCCUCGGCCAUCAAGGAUCUCGAGGAACAGCUUACCAAGGCUGAGCACGCCGCCCAGAAGGCCCUGAGCGACUUGGAACAUACCCAGAAGAAAUUGGAGGAGGAAUUGAGCUCUGCCACCGCAGAUGCACAGGAACAGGCCAACGCUGCCAAGGCUUCUCUUCAAGAAUUGAUGGCCAAGUUUGAGAGCGAGAGCAAGACUGCCGCAAAUGUACAUGCCGAGGAGCUGAGCAAAUUGCGUCUUGAGGGAGAGCAGGCUAUUGCAAGGGAGGUUGCCAAAAAGGAGAAAGAAUUUGGUAAAUCACGACUGGCAUUGGAGAAGGAGCUGGACCAGCUUCGUGCCAGCCUUGCUACCGUUCACCAAGAGCGCGACCAGGCUUCUGCUGCUGCUGCUGCCAAGGAAGACCAGUUGAAAGCAGAGCAGACCGCUGCGUUGGAGAAGUUGGCUGCUGAGCACAAGGCUGCCUUGGAGGAGUUGCAGACAUUGACCCAAGCCAACAUGGACAACAUGACCAGGAUGCAUGAGCAGCAUGGUCAGGACCACGAGGCACGCCUCAGAUCUGUCUUGUCGACCCACAAGGAGGAGAUCCAAGGACUGAAGGAGCACCACCAGAACGAGAGCCAGACCAAGGAGAAGGAGUUGAAGGGCCAGGUUUCUGCUUUGGAGGAGAAGGUCAAGGCCCUGGAGGCUGCAUCUCAUGAGGCCCAGGAGGCCAAGGUCAUCUCACUCGAGCUCGAGAAUAUCACCAAGGAGCUCCAAACGAGCAAGGAAAAGAACGACACGCUCAAGGGCGAGAACGAGAUGUUAACCAAGAUGAUGAACCAGCUCCAGGACUCUAUGCGAUAA
Molecule: messenger RNA, 3189 nt
Organism: Linnemannia hyalina
Lineage: Eukaryota; Fungi; Mortierellomycota; Mortierellomycetes; Mortierellales; Mortierellaceae
Source: the annotation of a GenBank genome assembly